AUGAUAUCGCCCAUGGAAGCAUUGGCCGAUCUGGAGCGCCCUCGCGAUGUCUCACCCAGUUGUCCCUCCACUAGCAUCAGUGUGGCAGGUAGCCUCCACGCCGUCGCAUCGACCCGCCAUCGAUCUCGAACACCGAGCCCAUAUCGCCCUGUGCCCUCUACCAGGUCUUCCGGGAAAGAGCACACGGAGAAUAGAACUGGGCGAGAGCACUGCGAGGGUUUGAAAGGAUGGAAUGGCAUAGCAUGCCUGACACAGCAGGAUCUAGCUGCUUGCCUAUACAUCCUUCUAUUGGACAGGACUCGCGCAAACAUUGCUCUUCAACCAUAUCAUACCACUCUCGAGGCAGAGUGCGUAGCGUACACAUCUUGCGAGCCAAACGACCACUUAGAUCACGCUGAUCGGCCCCUUUACUGGCAGAGGAAGAAGGGGUCGCAAGAAGGAGGGAGACGUGGUGACUACAGCCAUGUGCGCAUGCCAGCGCUGGGCUGUUGCUGUCAUAACACGACCUGGCCGUUCAUGAUCGAUAUGCUGCGCGCAAUGCUAUCGCCGAGGAUAUUCGAAGGCUAG
Messenger RNA from Sphaerulina musiva SO2202, 567 nucleotides. RefSeq lists its product as uncharacterized. NCBI's taxonomy places the organism in Eukaryota, Fungi, Ascomycota, Dothideomycetes, Mycosphaerellales, Mycosphaerellaceae. Bases 1 to 567 code for a protein of 188 amino acids. The transcript has a single exon. The record is from RefSeq and is a predicted model, not a curated record.